AUGGACAGAGCUGAGUCUUUAAACGGUUCAGUUGAUCGAAGUCAUAACCAAUCUACAAUCGAGUUGGACUUUGAACAACAGCCAUUAUUAGGACACACUAGCGUACCUUCUCAUUCUCAUCAUAUUUCAGAUGUUUCAAACAUUAAGGAGACAGUUCCAGAAUGUAUAGAUCAAGAAGAUGAUUCAUUGAAUGUUAAUUCUAAUCUACAUAAUGAGCCGCAUAUUUAUACACAAAAGUCUAGUAAAGCUCAAAAAUAUAUUCCUCCUAAAUAUCCACACAGUAACUUAACAACUACCAAUAUUGGAAACAAUGAGUGCCAGCAUGAAGCUCCCCAAAUGCCAUUAUACGAUAAAAAUAAGCGUCUGAAUGAUCAAACAAAUAAGUCGAAGAAUAAGUCGAAGAAUGGGAGGAUGGGGCCACAACGAACAUCAAGAACCGCUAGAAAGCUAAAAUUACUGCCUGAAGGACCAUUUCAAAUGACCCCAGCUGAGUUUCAGACUGAUAUCUUCCCUGAGCAAGAAGUAUACUCUCAAGUUAAUCGGAUAACAGAUAAAAAUGCUAGACGUGACGCUGAAAAACUGGGAAAGGCGCAUAGGCAUUUACUUCCUAGAACAACUGCGUAUUGCACAGCUAGCAGUUAUAACAUGAGAGGACUUAUUCACUGGUUAAAAGAGACUAAAAAGGCACACCAAACAACUCCUAAAUUGUUUGACGAAUGUCUUUAUACACCAUUUAUAUAUAAAGAUUGGCGAGGUAGUAAACGUUUUGAGCAUGAUGAUGUUAUUCGUUUAGACGAUGAAGGAGGAGAUAUUAAUGUUAGCGAUAAACAGCCAGAUUUAUUUAUUUUUGAAUACGGUGUCAUUGUAAUGUGGGGUUUCAUAGAAAGGGAAGAGCAAGCACUGUUGGCCGAUAUUGAAAGAUUUGAACGUGAGAAAUUAGCUGAAGAAGAUAUUCAAAUCGAAGAAUUCAAUUAUUAUGUGACACAAAGUUACCAGCCAAGGAUUUAUAAUGAUUUUAUUACACUUAGAGACGGGUCAAAUUAUAUGGUUAAAUUAUCUAUAUCUCAUGCAAUUGCACAGAGCGUAAAAAUUUCUUUGUUUGAAGAGUUAGUCGAUAACACUAUCGAAGAUACACAAGGUAUUCCUCAAGAAAUCGCACUAAGUGGUAAAGUAUCAAUGAGUAAAGAAGACAUAAUGAAAAGUAUUGGAGAGCUGUUUAUAUUACGAAUUAACAUAAAUUUGCAUGGCUCUGUUUUAGAUUCCCCAGAGAUUAUGUGGUCAGAGCCUCAAUUAGAGCCUAUCUAUCAGGCAACUAGAGGCUAUCUAGAAAUAAAUCAAAGAGUUGCUCUGCUAAAUCAAAGAUUAGAAGUAAUCUCGGAUCUUUUACAGAUGCUGAAAGAGCAACUUGGCCAUUCUCAUGAAGAGUACCUGGAGUUUAUAGUAAUCGUAUUGGUUGGCGUAGAAGUGCUGAUAUCAUUAAUAAAUAUUGCUGUAGAUCUAAUUGCAAGUAAAACUUGA
Henningerozyma blattae CBS 6284 is the source of this 1518-nucleotide messenger RNA. It is a transcript of the gene RMD1, whose product is annotated as Rmd1p. NCBI's taxonomy places the organism in Eukaryota, Fungi, Ascomycota, Saccharomycetes, Saccharomycetales, Saccharomycetaceae. The coding region runs from base 1 to 1518 and encodes 505 amino acids. The record is from RefSeq and is a predicted model, not a curated record. The transcript has a single exon.